This is a messenger RNA of Staurois parvus, 510 nucleotides long. NCBI's taxonomy places the organism in Eukaryota, Metazoa, Chordata, Amphibia, Anura, Ranidae. The record is from the annotation of a GenBank genome assembly.
CAAGGUUCCUAUAACAGUCCCUCCUUACAUCAGGUGUCCUCACCAGAGUGCCCCCUUACAUCAACUGUCCCCAUCAGAGUGUUCCCUUACAUAAACUGUCCCCUUCAGAGUGUUCCCUUACAUCAACUGUCCCCAUCAGUGUUCCCUUACAUCAACUGUCCCCAUCAGAGUGCCCCCUUACAUCAACUGUCCCCAUCAGAGUGUCCCUUUACUUCAACUGUCCCCAUCAAAGUGCCCUCUUACGUUAACUGUCCCCAUCAGAAUUACCCUUACAUCAACUUUCCCCAGCAAAAUGCCCUCUUACAUCAACUCUCCCCAUCAGAGUGUCCCCUUACAUCAACUGUCUCCCUCAGAGUGUCCCCUUACAUCAACUGUCCCCAUCAGAGUGCCCUCUUACAUAAACUGUCCCCAUCAGCGUGCCCCCUUACAUCAACUGUUCCCAUCAGAUUGCCAUCUUAUAUCAACUGUCCCCCUCAGAGUGUCCUCUUACAUCAAUUGCCCCCCUCAGAG